GUACCACCCCGGUCUCCUGGGGACACAUUGCGGCUAUGGUGUCCACCAGCGUCCCGGUGGUUAAGCCCCUUCGUAGCUCAGUCUCCGACUAUGGCAACUAUGAUAUUAUCGUGCGACAUUAUAACUACACAGGCAAGUUGAACAUCGGGGCAGAGAAGGACCAUGGCAUUAAGCUCACUUCAGUGGUCUUCAUUCUCAUUUGCUGCUUCAUCAUCCUAGAGAAUAUAUUUGUCUUGCUAACUAUUUGGAAAACCAAGAAGUUCCAUCGGCCCAUGUACUAUUUCAUCGGCAAUCUGGCUCUCUCGGACCUGUUCGCAGGAGUGGCUUACAUAGUUAACCUGCUGUUGUCUGGGGCCACCACCUACAAACUCACCCCCGCCCAGUGGUUUGUGCGGGAAGGGAGUAUGUUUGUGGCUCUGGCUGCCUCGGUGUUCAGCCUCCUUGCCAUUGCCAUUGAGCGCUACAUCACCAUGCUGAAGAUGAAACUACACAAUGGGAGCAACAGCUCACGUUCCUUCCUGCUGAUCAGCGCCUGCUGGGUCAUCUCCCUCAUCCUGGGUGGCCUGCCCAUCAUGGGCUGGAACUGCAUCGGCUCGCUGUCCAGCUGCUCCACCGUGCUCCCACUCUACCACAAGCACUAUAUUCUCUUCUGCACCACCAUCUUCACUCUGCUCCUGCUGUCCAUCGUCAUCCUCUACUGCAGGAUCUACUCCUUGGUCAGGACUCGAAGCCGCCGCCUGACCUUCCGAAAGAACAUUUCCAAGGCCAGCCGCAGUUCGGAGAAGUCGUUGGCCUUACUGAAGACUGUCAUCAUUGUCCUGAGUGUCUUCAUUGCCUGCUGGGCCCCUCUCUUCAUCCUACUGUUGCUGGAUGUGGGCUGCAAGGCGAAGACCUGCAGCAUCCUGUACAAAGCAGAGUACUUCCUGGUUCUGGCUGUGCUGAACUCAGGUACCAACCCCAUCAUUUACACGCUGACCAACAAGGAGAUGCGCAGGGCCUUCAUCCGGAUCAUAUCCUGUUGCAAAUGCCCCAACGGAGACUCCACUGGCAAAUUCAAACGGCCCAUCAUCCCAGGAAUGGAAUUUAGCCGCAGCAAAUCAGACAACUCCUCCCACCCUCAGAAGGAUGAUGGGGACAACCCAGAGACCAUUAUGUCCUCUGGAAAUAUCAACUCUUCCUCCUAAAACUGGAAGCUGUUGAUACUGGGGAAGCAUUCUGACUUGGUCACCCACUACCCCAGAACUUAAAAAAUGGCUCCCGUUCCCCUUGCUGCCUAGAAGGAGCUCCCGGGAGCCUGAAAGCGGGAGGGAAGGGAGAGUGUGUGGCCUGGCGAUGCCAUGAUGUAGGUAGGUAGUUCUUGUGAACAAUACACUGGGAAGGGUGGAGAUUAGGUCUGGCCUCCAGUGGGUUUCCUGCCCUCCCCCAUACCCUGGAGCUUUGAUUUUGCACUGAGCCAAAGGUCUAGCAUUGUCAAGCUCCUGAAGGGAUCAUCUGACCCCUUCUCAAAGACUAAGGUCCUAUGAGAAAGUGUCCCUGGAGUUUUGCGAUGUGAUCUUUCACUGUAAAGGCAAAGUGAGUAUGUGUCCUUCAGCUUGGUAGGGUGGUAUGCAUGUCCCACUCUCCCGCCCCUUCUUACCUCCCCUCCCCUUCCCACCUCCUCUCCAUAUUCUCUAAUUUUAUAUCUUAACUGUCUGUUCGUCAGAAGGAGGUUAUACGGGGCUCUAUUUCUUGAUUGUCUGAAACUGACAGGCUGUUAACUCGGAAGGCUAUUUGCUGAGGCCAAAGUGUCCAUGUACGAUGCGUCAAGUUGUUGGUGAUUUGCUAGGCUGUCUUUAGUAUGAAAAUGUUUUCUUUAUUCCUCACAGGAAUGCCUUAUUCCCAUUACAAUCACAAUGGAUAUGUGUUUGUAAUGGAAAUAACGAAGUCUACUUUAUCUGAAUUAUACCAGCCAUGAUCUUAGGUGUGUUCUCUAUUCCUCAUGCAUUCCUUAUUCCCAUUACAACUACAAUGGACAUGUGUUUGUAAUGGGAAUAAUGAAGUCUACUUUAUUUGAAUUAUGUCAGGUAGGAUUGUAGAAGAAACAGGAGAAAAACAGAAUACGGUGAACUGCGGGAUUAACUUUCAGAAACCAAGAGUGACUUCUUGAUGUCUUUCCUCUAACAAACACAAUGUUUUUGGCACUUUUAUUGAUUAUUUCAGAGUGUUGUGUGAUCCAUUUCAAACAACUGGGGGAUGGUUGUAUCUUGUUUAAAAUACAAUUUAUGAUUUUUGAAUGUAUUUGCUUCUUUGAGGCCAUCUUAUUGAGAGUUUUUUCCUAACCUGUGUUAACACCAUUGAAUGUGUAGUCCUUAAAAAAGUGUCACCCUUUUGUACCCGAAAAGCAUUACUUUAACUGACAGGGGGCAUCAGGAAUUCUUCAUUUCGGCUGUCAUUAGAUAUUGAUGGAGGGUGUAAAUGUUACAGAGAAUAAAAAUAUAUUACUGUCUCUUUAGUAUGGUUUUCAGUGCAAUUAAACAAAGAAAUGUCUUUUUAAAAAUAGUAUUUAAUAGGUUUCUGACUUUUGUGGAUCAUUUUGCACAUAGCUUUAUCAACUUUUAAACAUUAAUAAACUGAUUUUUUUAAAGA
This is a messenger RNA of Cricetulus griseus (Chinese hamster), 2625 nucleotides long. The record is from RefSeq and is a predicted model, not a curated record. NCBI's taxonomy places the organism in Eukaryota, Metazoa, Chordata, Mammalia, Rodentia, Cricetidae.